GUUACCAAGAGCGAGUUAGUUCCGUGCACCGUGUGCACCGUGGCCGAGCCGCAUAACAUGCGCUACCGGCUUCGUCGCUGUAGCUGCCGGUCCUGCACUGAGGAAGCUCCCUACGCCAAGUGCCCUUGGCGGGCUAAGACGCUCCACUGUGAGAAGGUUGACCACGUCGACAUCUACGAAACAAGCAAGCAUGUCACCGCGAUGCGCACUGCCCCCGAACCACGGCUCACGUCGGAAAUGAAGGUGGUCGCGCGGGAGAUGACGGCCCAAGGACUGAAGCCGGUUCGUAUCCGGAAUGCUAUCCUGCGCAAGUUUAACCUGGCUGCUGAGGAGCUACCAGCGCUGUCCAAAAUCCAGCGCUUUUGUCAGUACUACGCGAGCACGAAGCUCGCAGCGCAAGCAGGAGCAUUUCACGGAGAUGUUCGUCGCGCUGCAGCAGAUCUACAAGCGGGUGAUUGGCAAACAACUUCUGAUCAAGAUGGUCAUGGGUGA
Messenger RNA from Phytophthora sojae, 492 nucleotides. RefSeq lists its product as hypothetical. The transcript has a single exon. NCBI's taxonomy places the organism in Eukaryota, Oomycota, Peronosporomycetes, Peronosporales, Peronosporaceae. The record is from RefSeq and is a predicted model, not a curated record. The annotation marks the transcript as partial.